GACGCCAGUCUGGGGAUUCCCCAGGCCGCUGAAAUCCCCCCUGUGAGGCAGGAGCGACGGCGGGGCAGCGGGUCGCUCAGCCCGGAUUCCCCCUAUGGCCCUGCGGCCCUCCAGGCCUUUCCUGUAGGCUCUCUCCCCCGCCAUGGCCUCCGAAGCUGCUGCUCAGGGCGGCCCGCGGGAGCCCAAGCGGGUGGAAGGCGACGACUGGUGCGACAGCGGCCUGGGCUCCCUCAGCGAGGCCCAGCUGGGCCAGAUCCAGGGGGACGCGGGCCUGGUGGGUCCUGGCGAGGGGGAGGAGGGGCCUGGGCGCCGGGCCCUGACCCCUGACCCCGGCCCCUCGGGCCCCACUGGCCCUCAGAAGGCGCUCUUGGAGGAAGAGGAGGAUGACCUGGAGCGGCUGGACUCUGCCCUGGGAGACUCCCUGAGAGGGGACGAGGACGUGGGCGCCAUCGUGGACGGCGUGGGAGCUGUGCGCCUCGAGAACGGGGCCUCGGCGGUGGUGGCCCCCGAGGCCUGGCUGCACCACGUGCUGGGCUUUGUCACUGAGGAUGGGGACACAGCUCUCCACUUGGCCGUCAUCCAUGAGCACGAGGCCUUCCUGGAGUCCAUCCUGCAGUACACCCAAGGGACGGAUUACCUGGAUAUUCAGAACGACCUUGGACAGACAGCACUUCACAUCGCGGUCAUCCUGGGGGCUGCCGAUUUCGUGAGCAAGCUCGUGUCGGCGGGAGCCGGUCUGUGCGUGCAGGAAAAGGGCGGCCACACCGCUUUGCAUUUGGCGUGCCGAGAAGGGCAGCAGGAGUGCGUGCAGAUCCUCCUGGCGCCGCAUGUUGCGCAAAGGCCCUGCGAAGGGAGCAGCUUUCGGGCCCAACUGGACUGCACCAAUUUCGAUGGUUACACGCCCCUGCAUGUUGCCGUCUUGCGGAAAGACUUAGAUGUGGUCAGUCUCUUAAUCUCCGGGGGAGCUGAUCUCAACAAACCGGAGCUGAGCUGUGGGCGGAGCCCCCUUCACCUGGCGGUGGAGUCUCAGAACCCGGAGGUGGUCGAGUACCUGCUGCGCGCUGGAGCGGACCCGGAGGCCCGCAUGUAUGUUGGCUACACCCCCAUGUACAGCGCCCUGCACCGGCCCGACCAAAAGAUCCCCCAGCUCUUGCGGGAGUUUGGCUCAGAGGAGCCAGACUGGGACUCGGAGGAGAGUUUGGACAGCAACAGCGAGGAGGAAUAUGAUGACAUCGUGAUCAACCGCGGGCAUUAGAAGACCAGGCAAGGGGUCCACUUCAUCUCCCAGGCUGUGUUCCGUUAACCAUGCCUCCGCCUCUGGCAGCCAGCUGUGGUUUCUGUAGCAACUGCAUUCUUCACUGUGAGCUAGAUCUGACUUAUUUAUAGGGGCUGGGGAAGGGGCUGGGGAGGGAGCCGCGUCGUCUGCCGAAGAGAACGCUCCCUUAGCUCCAUUCCAAUUUACGCUCCAUUAUUGGUUUGUUUUCCUGUCUGUUCCCAAAGUUCUGAUGACUUCUGUUUUUUGUUUGAUGUCCAGAAUAA
Messenger RNA from Podarcis raffonei (Aeolian wall lizard), 1539 nucleotides. RefSeq names its product NFKB inhibitor beta (gene NFKBIB). The record is from RefSeq and is a predicted model, not a curated record. Bases 143 to 1255 code for a protein of 370 amino acids. Gene Ontology annotation, biological process: signal transduction; cellular response to lipopolysaccharide. The transcript is spliced from 6 exons. Gene Ontology annotation, cellular component: cytosol. Gene Ontology annotation, molecular function: protein binding. Lineage: Eukaryota; Metazoa; Chordata; Lepidosauria; Squamata; Lacertidae.